UAAAUACUUCUCGUGUAUUGGCAACACAUUUAUUAGAGCAAACAUUGAUAAAGUUUACAAAUAUUGCACUAAAGUUGCAGCUUAAAUCACCCUUUCUACCGCAGACGAAAUACUUGUGAAUUCUUCCUUCCACAAAAAAUGUAUUUAGGUCGCGCUAAUCUCAAAAUUUGAUUGGCUGCGAGAGGGUGCCUACCCUAAUCGAAUCUCGCGUCCGAUGAAUAAAAAAGGGGUGCCAACUUGUGCAUUUGACGUGUCGUUGGUACUCGACCGCUUCACAAUUUUUCAAUAAUUAAAUAAUUCCCGUUUAAUGAUGCGGAGUGUAGCAGUUUGGCCCCGUUCGCCCCCAUCCCGAUCGUCAUGACUCCCGUCCCCGCACACCCUUGAAGCGUCGAAAGUGGGGUAGUGGUAGCGCGUCGGGCCGCAUUUAGUAAACAUGGCGCGGUGUUUGCGGCUUGUUUGGGGUGACCGCCUUGGAUGGUAAACGCCGUUCGCGCAGGUCAGUAGUGCGUUUUCGGGUGGAGAAGCUGGCGAGUCAUGUGUCCGCAUUGAGGAGUUCGCAGGGCCGCGCGGUAUGGAUUGGUGUGGGGCGAAGCCUCGCGUCUAGUGGCGGAGUGACAUGCAGUCUGAGCCGGGCCGAUACAUCAAUUCAGUAUCCGAUCUGCUUUACAGCACCGACGAAAUUGAAUUUCUGCUCGACGACAUUAGAGACCUGGAGCCGACAAGUUGCAAGCCUGAAGAUAUUCAGAGCACCGCUGAUUUCUACGUGAAUGUGAUUGGUUUGCAGGAGCCGGAUGGUAUGAGUUGUGUGUUGCAGGACUUUGAGAUAGCGGGCAGCAGGACGGGGGCCCUGAGCGCGGAUUGUGCUGGAGGUUGCGAGUGCGAAUCACCUCUGGGCACCGUUAACUCAUGGGACUCGCACUCUCACUACCGCCGACGGGUCGCCUCGCCCGAUCUGUCCCUAUACUCUGGGGUUAUCGUCUACUGCGACCACACUCAUCUCAAGACGCCCACAGGAAUAGUCCGAAUACUUCUGCUGGUGACCACAAUCGCCUGUCUCACAUGCCUCUGUACGUCAGGAACAGUAAAAGUAGGCCUAUUUAUGCUUCCGCUGGUCGGACGAUUACGGCUGAUGAUGUUCGUAACGUUACUGAGUAUUUUCAUCACCUGUCUUCUCCUCUUUCUUGAUAUUUCUCAUGUCGUUUAUUUGUUCCCAUUUAACUGGGGCAAAGUGAACGCUUAUUUGUACGUCAGCCUUAGUGUUCUGUUCCUCGUAGCGUCGUCGUUAAUUUUCCACACGAUUUUCUUAUCAGAGGCCUUUUACUGGGUCCCGAGGUGGACGCACCAUCAGCUACUGAUCACGGGGUGUCUGGGGUACCUGUGUUGCUUCCAGUCAGCAAUUUUGUCGCUGAUUCAGAAGUGUAGCAUGGGGCACUACCAGCCGGUGGCCGAAGACCCCAGCCUGAACCUGCAGGAGCGCCAGACCUCGCUGCAAGACUCGCCCGAGCAUAAGGCGAACCAAACAACGCACAAUUACAAGCCUAUAGCCAGCUACCCCGUGGCGUCGACGUCGCGUCAAGACGCCUCGAACUACCUCGACGACGUCCAGCCGUGUUCGUCGAAAAGUUCCGACCCGUACAGGGUGGCAUGAUAUUUAACUUAAAACUCUUCUAAAUGCCUUCUGUGUUUAUCGUGCAGUGAAUGUGCAGAUUCGACAAGUGUGGAUAGAUAGUCAAACACCAGUUAAGAAAUAUAUCAUUGUUUCGAUUUGUUUUGAAUUUUUACACGGCAUGUAUAAAAAUGUAUAGACAAAUAAAUAUAUUCCAAAUUAUUGCAAUAUUUGCAAAGUUAGUAUACGGAUCCUGCAGCAAGUUCACUCGUUCAGAAUAGGCAAGAAAAGAAGUUUAUUGUAAAUAGUUUUUUAGCGUUUUUCAAAUUUAGUGUUUAUAUUCUGUACAGUAUUAACUUCACGAGUUUCAUUUUAGACUAGACAGAACUUUUUCAUAAUAUAAGAAACAAAGUGU
Molecule: messenger RNA, 2021 nt
Organism: Tribolium castaneum (red flour beetle)
Lineage: Eukaryota; Metazoa; Arthropoda; Insecta; Coleoptera; Tenebrionidae
Exons: 6
Coding region: 617-1648 (343 amino acids)
Cellular component (GO): membrane
Source: RefSeq, a predicted model, not a curated record